This is a messenger RNA of Chenopodium quinoa (quinoa), 864 nucleotides long. RefSeq lists its product as uncharacterized. Gene Ontology annotation, molecular function: catalytic activity. The transcript has a single exon. The record is from RefSeq and is a predicted model, not a curated record. NCBI's taxonomy places the organism in Eukaryota, Viridiplantae, Streptophyta, Magnoliopsida, Caryophyllales, Amaranthaceae. The coding region runs from base 1 to 864 and encodes 287 amino acids.
AUGAUUUACUCUGUUUGGAAUGUCAGGGGCCUGAAUGACCCUGGCAAAGUUGCCUCUGUAAGGAGGUUGAUUCACUCUCAUUCAGUUGAUGUUGUUGGAUUGCUUGAAACAAAAAUCAAAUUGAAAAAUGUUCUCGCUUAUCAGAAGAAGUUUGGCUCUUCUUGCCUUUGGUUGUGUAAUUAUGAUCAUUCUCCCAAAGGGAGGAUUUGGCUUGGUUGGAAUGUGGAUAGAGUAACUGUUAAUGUCUUGAAGAUUCAUGAACAAUUCAUUCAUUGUACUGUUUCUUCUAAGGAUCUCUCUACUCAAAUUUUUCUCACUGUUGUCUAUGGUCUUCACUCCAUUCAUGAUAGACUUUCUUUGUGGGAGGGGCUCAGAAGCAUCUCUAUCCAGCAUUCUCCUUGGCUUCGUGUUGGUGAUUAUAACUCUAUUCUUCAUGCUUCUGAUAGGCUUCAUGGUGCUGAUGUUACUGAUUAUGAGACUAGAGACUUUCAGAAUUUGGUUGAUGAUUUGGACCUCACUGAGCUCAAAAGCAAAGGGUCCUUCUACUCUUGGUCUAAUAAGGCUCAUACUGGCCCUAGAACGCUCUCUAGACUUGAUAGAGCCUUUGGUAAUCAAGCUUGGUUAGCUUCUCAUGGGCAUGUGGAGACUGUGUAUCUCCCUCCUUCUUUAUCUGAUCAUAGUCCAGUUUUGCUGGAUAUUUGCUUUGGCCCUGUUGGGAAAGGUAGACCUUUCCGGUUUCUUAAUUGUGUUGCUGAUCACCCUGAUUUUCUUGAUACUGUUUCGCAGGCUUGGGGCUCUGGUAGUUCUGUUUGGCAGAAGCUCAAAUCUGUGAAGGCUAGUAUCAAAUCUUUUACUAGCAAGUAG